Messenger RNA from Ostreococcus tauri, 1266 nucleotides. RefSeq names its product Endonuclease/exonuclease/phosphatase. The record is from RefSeq and is a predicted model, not a curated record. Gene Ontology annotation, molecular function: 3'-5'-RNA exonuclease activity. NCBI's taxonomy places the organism in Eukaryota, Viridiplantae, Chlorophyta, Mamiellophyceae, Mamiellales, Bathycoccaceae. The coding region runs from base 1 to 1266 and encodes 421 amino acids. The transcript has a single exon.
AUGCCGCCCGACGAAGACGACACGGCGCGAAACGUCCGCUUGGGCGUUCGCGCCCGUCGUUGGGCUCGCGCUCGCGCUCGGAAGACCCCCGACGACGCGCGCGCGGUCGACGUACGCGUCGUCUCGUACAACUUGCUCGCGCCGAGUUCGCUUGAAAAGCACAAGAGAGAGCUCUACAGAGUCGGGUCGCAUCGCCUAGAGUCGUUUAAGCGUGCGCGCGCGGUCGCGUGCGAGCUCGAGUCCUUGAACGCUGACGUCGUGUGCGCGCAAGAGGUGGAGAAAGAGGCGUUAGAGGUGGUGAGCGAGCGACUCAGACGGAGCGGGACGCAGGCGGCAGCCAUGGCGACGCGGGCGGGAAAGGCAGACGGGUGCGUGGUAUUGUACAACGCGCGUAAGUUUGAGGCGGAGUCAGCGGAAACAAUUUACUUUGAUGAGUUAGAGCGAGGAUUGGGAGAUAACGUUGCCGUAGCGGUCGUGCUGAGGCAUCGAGUGCGUGAUGACUUUCGAGUGAUUUGCGUCAGCGCGCACCUCUUAUUUAAUCCGAAGCGCGGCGAUGUUAAGGUAGGGCAGGCUCGGGUAUUGUUGGAUACGGUAGGGAGAUUGCGAAGGAGCGUAAGCGAACGUGGAAUGGUGGCGCACUGCGUGAUUUGCGGCGACUACAACUUCUCGCCGAGGAGCGCCUUGUAUGAGUUUUUCUCCACCGGACGCAUCAAUUUGGCGCAGCUGAAUCGGCGUGAAUUGUCGGGAUCGCUCGUCGAUGUGAUGGCGAAUGAUGGUGAUAGCGACGAUGACGGCGUAGACGUACCGGAAUGCGCGUCGGAGACGGAGACGCUCGCCAUGCAGGCGUUCCGCCGGGGAUGGGACGCGAAUGGUUUCGCGCUUGCAUUUGGAGACAAAAGCGUGCCUUUCCCGAGUAGGACGGGCGUCGAGUUAAAGUUGACGGCGACGUCGGAAAAUGGAUUAGACGUCGAAGAAGUUAGAAAUCUAAUGCGCUUGACGGCCGGUGGGGCGGUCUUGCAUCAUGCGCUUGAGGGAGAGCUUCGGAGCGCGUAUGCCACCGUUGAUGGUCAAGAGCCCGAGUUUACGACGUGUCACGGAAAGUUCUGUGGAACGAAUGAUUAUGUCUGGCAUACUGCAAAUGGUUUUGAGCCAACGGCGGUGCUGAAAUGUCCAAACGUCGAGGAUGUGUUGCGUCACGGGCGGUUACCUUCGGUGCGAUAUCCAAGCGACCACAUCUCGCUCGCAGUGGAUUUCCUCGUCGAAUAG